CUCUGAUGCCCGGCCCGGCGCGCACCAUGGGGCCGCUGUGGCUCUGCUGCCUGCCCCUCGCCCUCCUGCCCCUGCUCGCCGCCGUGGAAGAGACACUGAUGGACUCCACCACGGCGACAGCAGAGCUGGGCUGGACCGUGCAUCCUCCAUCAGGGUGGGAAGAGGUGAGUGGGUACGAUGAGAACAUGAACACGAUCCGCACCUACCAGGUGUGCAACGUCUUUGAAUCCAGCCAGAACAACUGGCUCCGGACCAAGUACAUCCGCAGGCGAGGAGCACACCGCAUCCAUGUGGAGAUGAAAUUUUCUGUCCGGGACUGCAGCAGCAUCCCCAAUGUCCCAGGCUCCUGUAAGGAGACUUUUAACCUGUACUAUUUCGAGUCAGACUUUGACUCAGCCACCAAGACUUUUCCUAACUGGAUGGAGAAUCCUUGGAUGAAGGUGGACACCAUUGCUGCUGAUGAGAGCUUCUCACAGGUGGAUUUAGGUGGACGGGUGAUGAAGAUCAACACUGAGGUGCGCAGUUUUGGGCCUGUCUCCAAGAAUGGUUUCUACCUGGCCUUCCAGGACUAUGGGGGCUGCAUGUCCCUGAUUGCUGUCCGUGUCUUCUACCGCAAAUGUCCCCGUGUGAUCCAGAACGGGGCCGUCUUCCAAGAAACCCUGUCGGGAGCAGAGAGCACCUCGCUGGUUGCAGCCAGGGGCACGUGCAUUGCCAAUGCCGAGGAGGUGGACGUGCCCAUCAAGCUGUACUGCAAUGGUGACGGCGAGUGGCUGGUGCCUAUCGGCCGCUGCAUGUGCCGGGCCGGCUACGAGUCGGUGGAGAACGGGACCGUCUGCAGAGGCUGCCCCUCAGGAACAUUCAAGGCUAACCAGGGGGAUGAAGGGUGUGUCCACUGCCCCAUCAACAGCCGGACAACCUCGGAAGGGGCCACAAAUUGCGUGUGCCGAAAUGGAUAUUACCGGGCAGACGCCGACCCUGUGGACAUGCCAUGCACCACCAUCCCAUCCGCCCCCCAGUCCGUGAUCUCCAGCGUGAACGAGACGUCGCUGAUGCUGGAGUGGAGCCCUCCACGGGACUCGGGGGGCCGGGAGGACCUGGUGUACAACAUCAUCUGCAAGAGCUGCGGCGCAGGCCGCGGGGCCUGCACGCGCUGUGGGGACAACGUGCAGUUCGCCCCGCGCCAGCUGGGCCUCACCGAGCCCCGCAUCUACAUCAGCGACCUGCUGGCACACACCCAGUACACCUUCGAGAUCCAGGCUGUCAACGGCGUCACCGACCAGAGCCCCUUCUCCCCGCAGUUCGCCUCCGUGAACAUCACCACCAACCAGGCCGCGCCUUCUGCCGUGUCCAUCAUGCACCAGGUGAGCCGCACCGUGGACAGCAUCACCCUCUCCUGGUCCCAGCCCGACCAGCCCAAUGGAGUCAUCCUGGACUAUGAGCUGCAGUAUUAUGAGAAGGAUCUGAGCGAGUUGAACUCAACCACAGUGAAGAGCCCCACGAACACUGUGGCAGUGCAGAAUCUCAAGGCUGGCACCAUCUACGUGUUCCAGGUGCGGGCACGCACCGUGGCCGGCUACGGCCGCUACAGUGGGAAGAUGUAUUUCCAGACCAUGACUGAAGCCGAGUACCAGACCAGUGUGCAGGAGAAGCUGCCGCUCAUCAUCGGCUCCUCGGCAGCAGGGCUGGUGUUCCUCAUCGCCGUGGUGGUCAUUGGCAUCGUGUGCAGCAGAAGACGGGGCUUCGAGCGGGCUGACUCGGAGUACACGGACAAGCUGCAGCACUACACCAGUGGCCACAUGACUCCAGGGAUGAAGAUUUAUAUCGAUCCUUUCACCUACGAAGAUCCCAAUGAGGCUGUCAGGGAAUUUGCAAAAGAAAUCGAUAUCUCUUGUGUCAAAAUCGAGCAGGUGAUUGGGGCAGGGGAGUUUGGUGAGGUGUGCAGUGGGCAUCUCAAGCUUCCAGGCAAAAGAGAGAUCUUUGUGGCCAUCAAGACCCUCAAGUCUGGCUACACGGAGAAGCAGAGGCGAGAUUUCCUGAGCGAGGCCAGCAUCAUGGGGCAGUUCGACCACCCCAAUGUCAUCCACCUGGAGGGUGUGGUCACCAAGAGCUCUCCAGUCAUGAUCAUCACCGAGUUCAUGGAGAAUGGCUCGCUGGACUCCUUCCUGCGGCAAAACGACGGGCAGUUCACGGUGAUCCAGCUGGUGGGGAUGCUGCGGGGCAUCGCCGCGGGCAUGAAGUACCUGGCGGACAUGAACUACGUGCACCGGGACCUGGCCGCCCGCAACAUCCUGGUCAACAGCAACCUGGUGUGCAAGGUGUCCGACUUCGGCCUCUCCCGCUUCCUGGAGGACGACACCUCCGACCCCACCUACACCAGUGCUCUGGGUGGGAAGAUCCCAAUCCGAUGGACGGCACCUGAGGCCAUUCAGUACCGAAAGUUCACCUCGGCCAGCGACGUGUGGAGCUAUGGAAUAGUUAUGUGGGAGGUGAUGUCCUACGGAGAGCGGCCCUACUGGGACAUGACCAACCAGGAUGUGAUUAAUGCCAUCGAGCAGGACUAUCGGCUGCCACCACCCAUGGACUGCCCAAAUGCCCUUCACCAGCUGAUGCUUGACUGUUGGCAGAAGGAUCGGAACCACAGGCCCAAAUUUGGGCAAAUUGUCAACACCUUGGAUAAAAUGAUCCGAAAUCCGAACAGCCUGAAAGCCAUGGCACCUCUCUCCUCUGGGAUGAACCUCCCCCUCCUUGACCGCACAAUCCCGGAUUACACCAGCUUCAACACUGUGGAUGAAUGGCUGGAUGCCAUCAAGAUGAGCCAGUACAAGGAGAGCUUCGCCAGUGCUGGUUUCACCACCUUUGAUGUAGUAUCUCAGAUGACUGUAGAGGACAUUCUGCGAGUCGGGGUCACUUUAGCAGGACACCAGAAGAAAAUUCUGAAUAGUAUCCAGGUGAUGAGAGCACAGAUGAACCAAAUCCAGUCUGUGGAGGUUUGAUAGCUGCCUGUCCUCCUGCUCCUCCUCCUCGAGGCCCUGCUCCCCUUUGCCCCUGUAUGUCCAAGCUCCAGUUCCUGAGUGUUCUGCAUGGACCAGAGACAGGCAGCUGCUCUGAGGAUCACGGCAGCAGGAGGGAACACCCUGUCCUCAACAAUGAGAAGUCGCCAAGAGCUUCUAGAAUUUAAGCAAUGGAAAAAGGGAACAAAAAAAAGGACAACUAUUUUGAAAAAAAAAACAAACUAACUACAAAAUAUUUUUAAAUAAUAGUAAAGCAAUUGCAUUCUUGAAAAGGGCUCCAAGACCAAUGGGAGUCUCCAAAGGAAGAGAAAAGAGCAGCUUCAUGUUUCCUCUUGCACAAGGCUGCUGCAGCUGGACCCAGGCACCUCUGGAGCAGUGGGACUUCUCCAGGAAGAGGAAUGCAAGGAAAGGCCACAAGAAGCACAUCUCUUCCUCCCGUGGGCUCUGGGAACGCUAUGAGCCAGGCCCUUCCCCAGAGCCCCUGUGAGCAGAUCCAACGGGGAGAGCUGAAGCUCUUUGGUGCUGUGAAACCAAGUGCAUCUCAGAAACUGAUGGACUCCUUCAAAAGCUGAAGACUUUUUUUUAAAAAAAAAAAAAAAAAAAACAAAAACACAACAAAUAAACUAAGGCUAGAGGAAGCUGUUUCCGACAAAUGAGAAGGAAUCUGUAAUGCCUGGGGGGGUGGGGAUGGGGAAAACCAAUCCUUUUUACAUCUCUUAUUUUCUCUUGUCAUGGAACAGUUUUGUGAGUGACAGUUUCCUAAGGGUCCGUCCAUCCACCCUGCAAUGGCAUCAUGUCUCAUACAUAUCAUUGCUCAAGACUUUUAGUGAUGUCCUUUCUAGAUGCCAAUGAUCUUUUCCCAAGAAGACUUCCCAAGUACAGUAUGUAGUAGUUUUUGAUUACAAAUGCUGACGUGUACCUUUAUUUUUCGGUUGUCAUUGUUGGGAGAUUUGUCCUUUUACAUUGUUUUGUUAACACCAGUUUGUGAGUUUGGGGUUGGAAAUUUUCGGUUGGUUGGGGGUUUGGUUUUUUUAAUGAAAAAGAAAUGACAUCUCCAAGCAUCAUAUCAUCCAAGAACUUAAAUCCCUUCUCUGUGGAAGGAAAAUUUGCAGCUUAUUGACCAUAUUCCAGGAGAAAAAGGUUUUUUAUAUGCA
Messenger RNA from Vidua chalybeata, 4165 nucleotides. It is a transcript of the gene EPHB2, whose product is annotated as EPH receptor B2. The record is from RefSeq and is a predicted model, not a curated record. The coding region runs from base 6 to 2993 and encodes 995 amino acids. Gene Ontology annotation, biological process: angiogenesis; cell surface receptor protein tyrosine kinase signaling pathway; protein phosphorylation. The transcript is spliced from 16 exons. Gene Ontology annotation, cellular component: neuron projection; plasma membrane. Gene Ontology annotation, molecular function: ATP binding; transmembrane-ephrin receptor activity; protein binding. Lineage: Eukaryota; Metazoa; Chordata; Aves; Passeriformes; Viduidae.